Molecule: messenger RNA, 1495 nt
Organism: Solanum lycopersicum (tomato)
Lineage: Eukaryota; Viridiplantae; Streptophyta; Magnoliopsida; Solanales; Solanaceae
Product: AT-hook motif nuclear-localized protein 17
Cellular component (GO): nucleus
Molecular function (GO): DNA-binding transcription factor activity; minor groove of adenine-thymine-rich DNA binding
Source: RefSeq, a predicted model, not a curated record
UUUUUUCUCUUAUCUGUUCAUCAAAAUCCCUCUUUCUUUUAUCACUGUUAUUAAUUAUAAUAUAUAAUAUAUUGGAAUUUGCCCAUACCAUCUGCGCAAUCCAAUCACUAUCUUAUUCAUCUUCAUCUAUAUCAUAUCAUAUAAUAAAAGAAGGAAAUAUAGUAUUAAUUUCAAUUUCUUCUUCUUUUUUUUUUUAUAUCAAAUGAAAAGGGAGUAUGUACUAGAAGAAAAAAAUAAAAAUAAAGAUAGUAACACAAACACUAUGUUUGGUAAAAUUCAUCAUCACCACCAAAAUCAAUCUCCUCAAUCUUUUCAACACCACCACCACCUUCACCAGCAGCAGCAGCAGCAGCACCACCACAAUUUUCAACAUCCACCGUUUCAGCUGACGCGAGAAUGCCAAACUUCGGAGGAAGCAGACAGUACUGCGAACAGAAACGAUACUUUAAACCCUCAACCGGUUAAUGCAGUAGCACCGCCGUCGCAGCAGCAGCAACCCGCCGGUAACGACGGUGCUACGAUUGAGGUUGUUCGCCGUCCCCGUGGCCGGCCGCCUGGUUCGAAAAACAAACCUAAACCACCUGUUAUCAUUACUCGCGAUGCGGAACCAUCUAUGAGUCCUUAUAUACUUGAAAUUCCGACUGGUGUUGAUAUAAUCAACUCUGUUACCAAAUUCUGUAGAAAACGGAAUAUGGGUCUUUGUGUUCUUAACGGUUCAGGUACUGUAACGAAUGUAACUCUCCGGCAACCAUCAACUACGCCGGUUUCGACGGUUACCUUUCAUGGCAGAUUCGAUAUAUUGUCGAUUUCUGCCACUGUUGUUCAGCCGAAUGCGAAUAUUCCAUCGAACAAUGGGAUAGCAAAUGGGUUCACAAUUUCAUUAGCAGGUCCACAAGGUCAAGUAGUAGGUGGUGGUGUAGUUGGGCCUCUAGUUACGGCCGGGACGGUUUACCUAAUCGCUGCAACUUUUAACGGUCCGUCUUUUCAUCGGUUACCGGCGGAGGAGGAAUUAGCAAGGAAUAAUUCUGGUGGUGGAAAUGAAGAUGGAUCGUCUCCGCAGCAGCAUGCGGAGGUUUCCGGUGGAGGAGAUGGUGGACAUCCACCGUCAACGACGGCGCCGGAAAGUUGUGGGAUGUCGAUGUACAGCUGUCAUUUGCCGUCGGAUGUGAUAUGGGCUCCUACUGCUAGACAACCACAACCACCGCCUUACUGAAAAUUCUUGGGAUCUGUGCUCUCUUAUGCUGUCAAAUUUUCUUCACUAAUCUGGGUUUUUGUAAUUUGGGACUUUUUUUUUUUUAGUUAUUUAUUUAGUUGACUUUAGUUUAUUUUUGUUAUCUUUUAUGUUAAUCAAAAAACAAAUGUACUGUGGAUUAGUCCUUUUUUUUUAAAAAAAAUUUGUUGUUUAUUUUAGUAGGGAAAGAGGAGAAUGUUUUGGUACUAAUUGAAGUAGUAUUAUUGUUGAAACACAUUAGCCAUGAGAUAUUUUAUUGAUUAC